Molecule: messenger RNA, 11515 nt
Organism: Dermacentor andersoni
Lineage: Eukaryota; Metazoa; Arthropoda; Arachnida; Ixodida; Ixodidae
Product: XK-related protein 6-like
Biological process (GO): apoptotic process involved in development; phosphatidylserine exposure on apoptotic cell surface; engulfment of apoptotic cell
Cellular component (GO): plasma membrane
Source: RefSeq, a predicted model, not a curated record
GCGAGAGAUGACCGCUGGCUGGCCGACGACGCGCGUCGCAAGAUCGUGGCGGCUGCGAGGUAAACAAACCCGUUCGCUCGCGCCCGCACGCCGCCCAAUUCUUUGAUCGGGAGUGGCCGCCCCGACCAACCGGACCGGCGCGCUAUGCUGGCCGCGACGACGCCGAGCCCGCCGAACGGCGGUGCGUACUCGCCACCGGCCGCAGCGUCAGCGAUCAGAAUGGACGGCUUCAGGACGAUGGACGACAUCGUCGAAGUGGACGCGGUGUCCGAGUCGCUAUCCUUCUCGCGCUGGGACAAGGCGGUGCUCGUCUUCUCCAUGCUGACCGCGAUCGGCGACGUCUUCGUCGACGCCUGGGUCGCUUACAAGUAUCUACAGCACGGCAAGUUGGUCUACUUCGCGCUGACGCUCGUGUUCAUUCUCGUGCCGUCGUGGAUCGUCACAUGGAUCAGCCUCAAGUGGUGCCUCAUUCAGACACGCCACCCCGAGUACAAUCAGUACAGGCAGCGGACGUGGCUGGCCGUUGUGCUUCAUGUCUUCCAGCUCGCCAUCGUGUACAGGUACCUGAGCGCAUUGAUCUUUGGCAUCAAGAGCCAAAAUAAGUCACGCACAAAGACAGACCGUCGCAUCUACUACCAGCUUAUGUUGUGGGAGGACAACGAUGCCUCCAUACUGCGUCUGGUGGAGUCCUUCCUCGAGUCGGUGCCACAGCUGAUGCUGCAAGUCUACGUUCUCACGACCACGCCAGAUCAUUUGCGGUCACUGGUGCUGGCGCAGGUGGUUUCAGUGGCGGUGGGCACGGCAUCGGUGGCCUGGGCGCUGGUGGCUUACGUACGGACGCUGCGCUUCUCGCUCGAGGACUCGCCUAAUGUCUCCUGGCUGGGCACGCUGGUCUGCUACUGCUGGCGUUUGAUGGUGCUCAUGCCCCGCCUGACAGCACUCACCCUGUUCUCGUCGGUGUUCCACUGGGUGCUCUUCAUCGUCUGUGGUGUUCGCUGGCUGCUCAUGUAUUCCUGGCUCAUAAAGUUCGUGCGCAUAGGCCAGUAUGACAGCAGGAGUGACAAGCUGUGCUUCAAGGCAGUGCUGGCAGCCGUGUACAUCUUUUGCUUUGUUGACUUGGCACCUGGCAACCGCCGGUUCCGUUACGCCUUCUUUUAUGCUUUCACCUUUGGUGAGAACGCCCUGCUGCUUGGGCUGUGGUACCACUACAAGCAGGGCAGCCACUGGUAUGAGACGGUUGCACUCCUGGGCAGCUUCUGCAGCUUCUGCAUGGGCAUGGUCUUCCUGGUCAUUUACUACCUCCUGCUGCACCCAAACGCUUCCAGCAUCGUGCAGCCCGAGAUGCGAGACGUGAACACCCGCUGCGGUUACACGUCCGAUGGGCUGGAGGACUCGCCGGCGGACACGCCAAGUGCGGAGCACAGGUCGCCGCCCCGUGUCCUUCUCGCUGACGUCGCUCCCAAUGGGGAGUCGUCGGAGGCGUCCCUCUACGAGAGCGGUGACUCGCCGUGCUCCGUUCCGGGCUUCAAAGUAACGGCCGUCUGACACAUGGCUGAGACCUCCGGAGGAGGAGGCGAUGGCUCUGCAAUGCCUGCAUACUUGCCACACGAUUCACGAGUUUGGGAGUCCAGUCAAGUGAGAAAGAACUUUGCAGACGUGCUCUGAAAUUGCGAGGGCACAAAGUGUGAUGUGGACUGCGGAGCAGAGGUUGUUGACUUGCCUGGAAAGCGAGACGCAGGUUAAAGAAAGCCUCAUGAAACAGGUGAGAGAUUACGAAAGCAAGUGGCUCCCUUGAGCAGGAUCUGUUGACAUUUGACAGUGAGAUUAUUGACUGCACUUUUGAAGGAGGCUAGCAUGGUUGCAGUUUGUAAUGGUUUGUGAAUCGAUAGGCCACUGAUAAUUUAUGCUGUGCAUAUAACUCAAGACUGGACAUAGAGCUGAGAAAAGUCAGGCUUGAAGGUUGCUAGCACAGAAGGGUAACGACACCUGCAAUGCCUUUGUCAUCAUUACAUGACUCUCAAGUUAGUACACAUGUCGCGCAGUUGUCUCACAGUCUUGCAAGCAUGGCUCAAACGUCAAGCCAGCUUUAUUGCAUUAUUUGAGCCACUGAAAGUGAUAUAGUCAAGAAAAUCGUGUUGAAUUGGCUAGACUGUCAUGAAUAAACUUAGAACUGCGCUCAGCUAUGAAGUUGUAGGGUUGUUGCAGGUAGUUGGGAAACUUUAGAAGCACUGCACACAACUUGUGAGACUGCUCAACCAGUUAGGUUAUGGGAAAGUUUGGUCAUGUGCGUGCCGAAAGUCAGCAGGUUAUGUUGGUUUGUUGGCUUACGGGAAAUUGAGUUGAUCAGUACUGUUACGAAAGCUUGUACACCUGACAUGCCACUUGUGGUGUCCAAAGCCAUCAUAAUGGGGCAAACAUGGUGUUCUUUCAUUCGCGGAAAAAAAGGCUCUGUGUGUUUUAACAACAGGGUGUUGAUAAUUGUAACAGAAUAUACCAACAAAGUUAGGCACAAGCCACAUGAAAGGAUAACCCUCUUAUGUGAUUUACGUCUAUUUCUUGAUGUACUUUAUGUUACAAGUAUGUCUCGCGCACUAUUGCAUGCACUAGGCCAUGAAAAAGCUUUACUUGGGUGUUAGUAGUAUUAAGAAUCCGCAAUGAUAUUUUGUUGAAAAACCUGAUUGAAUUUGGCUUUCUAGAGAAUUUCUCGUAGCCACUCAUUUGUUUCCAAGUCAUGGGCUAGCAUGAGCCGAAAUAAUCUUUUUAAAAAAAAAUCCCACUGAGAACACCUUGUUUAACUAUUGUGAACUUAUCUGUUUGUGUUAGUACCUGUGAUAUGUGUGACAGGGUUAGUUUCCAAGGUGACAAGUGUUUGAGUAACAGAGGCAGGAUUCUCUCUUUCCAGUGGGCAUCAGUUAUGCUUGUUCAACCCUGUGCAAGCGUGAGUGAUGCUGGUGCAUGCUGUACUUCGAAGGAACUGGCCGAGCUUUAUUAUGCGACGCUAGGGUUAUGACACUGGAAGGAUACCAGGGUGUAUGUCGUCUACUAGGCUAACAGGGCAAAACAUAUAGUAAACCAUUAACAGUUACCACUAGAAGUGACUGCUGGAUGAAGCUACUAAGGUGAACAUCGCUCUGACAUUUCCUACUCGCACAUCCAUCCAUCCUUUCAUUUGGCUGGUGGAAACUCUUGUGGUGCUCAUCAAUUGUGUAUCGUACUUUGAGUUGCGGUCACAAACAGCAGAAGUUUUCAUGGGUUCAGUGGGCGUGAUUCUAACUGCGACAGCCAUGCUGUAUGCUGGCCGUUUCUCCAAAUUUUUUAUGUGUAUCGUGCAGUGCAGAUUUUUGCCAGUCUUUACCAAAGUCAUACGUCCAGCUCCAGACUUAGUCGAAUGACAGCAUUAGAGUAAGUUAUGAGUGUAAAUAUUGUACUUGAAGUUGAAAUGACUGAUUUCAUUGAAAUGGCUAGGUUUUUUAAGCUUGAGAUGUCAAAGAUGCUCUUCCAGAACAUGGCAAGUGCGGUUAGAGAAACAAUUGAGCACUUGCUCAUGACCUUAGUUACUUCUGAUGUCGCAGCAAGCAGAAAGAGCUUGCAAAUCCUCAUGUUAAGUUCAUUUUAAGGAUCUGUCCAAGUUCAAAGCCUCGCAGAAUGCACCGAUAACGCUUUUGUGGAAGUCUAUGCAUAAGUAUGGUGUUCCUUUCAACUUGUGGACUUGCACAGGAUAACCUAAUUCCAAAAAGCGUCCAGCAAAUCUAACCUGCAUAAUUAUUUCUGGCGAUUAUGCAUGAUUGCCAACUGAUGACCUGUGAACUCUGACUUUCAAUAUUGCAGCAUUGUAGUUGGGCCUGAAAAGUUUACUUUGCAACUGCAGGAAAGUUAUGAGUUGCUUCAUUCGGUGUUCAAAAUGUCCCCUUAAUCAUCCAAGCACUCGCCAAACAGAGGUGUGGUGUGUUAUUCAUUUACCAUUUGGAACAAAAUGUACUCUUCUUAUUCAUAUGUCGCCAUAGCAAGAAUGUCACAAUUUUGUAAGGCUGCUCGAAAUAUUUUGUGAGCGAGCUGACUAGAACAAGGUGAUUUAUGCUGUGUCUACUUUUUUCCUUUAUGUCUCCUGAAACUAAGCUUUUAGCAUGGUUAUGUUAGAUUAAGUUAUGGUAAUUAGGUAAUUAAAUUGGUAAUUAGCGUUCACUUGCUCAGAGUGUAGAUUAAGAGCCAAAAGGUUGUUUUUGCAUGUGGUUGUGCUCCUAAAUAGGUAGCUACCCUUCACACAAUGGUAUUGUCCUAAAAUUUGAACUGUGAACUGGAGGUUAGUGCGUUGUGUGUUACUGUCUGUGUUUCGAGUGUGUCUUGUUGUCAAACAAAACCUUUGUGGUGCCUGGUCAUGAUGCCUUGGCAAACCAUGGUGGCAUUUGUCAUGCUUGACAUAGCGACCUGUGCUUUCAUCUUGGAGGUGCUAAGUAUAUAUUGUGCAUCCACUACCGAUGUGUUGAAACUCAAAUAUUUUUGUUCCACAAUCUUAUCUCAUAGCCCACAUCAUUUGGUUUUGGCGCCUAUGUUGUUUGUACAGAAAAAAAGAAAACAAAAAUAACAUCUGAACACAUGGCCAUUUAUAGACUGUUGGUGCUAUCUGCUGGCCAAGUGAGAUUGCUACUGGCGCUCCUUGUUUUGUUUAUCUGACGGAAGAUGUCAGCAACAAUCUGCUUGUCUCGCAGACUGCCCUUUUCCAACGGCUAUAUGCACAGACAGCUGUGGCUUUUUAAGGUCACUAACAGUUCAGUGUUCAUUGUAUGGUUAUCAGGUUAUCCCUGUGCUUGUGAUACCCUGGUCACGCACUCAUCUUCAGUGAUGAUUGAAAUCUAAGGCCAUUGAGAUCAUGUACGGUAACUUCAUUGGCUCCUUGGUACGGGAUUAUGAAAGGGAGCGAAUGGAGAUUACAGAUCUUAACGGUCUUUAAUUUCAAUGCUUAACAAGAAUGCAUGUGUGACCGCAGUGCAGUCUCACUGUAAUGAAUUUUCAAAUGUAACAAAGUAAAUGUAAAAUCUUUCUCGCUGAUAUCCACGUGUAAUGGACAUAUUCAGUGACAUUACAGGAUCAGGGGGUGAAACAGCUGUUCACUGUAAAUGGCUCUGUAAUCAGUAACAUUUGCACAGAUCGGUUGCGUUUCUUGUUUUGUCAGAAGAACCAGGCAAAUGCUAGCACUAAAUGCUCCAUGUAAGCUACAAAGUGAAAUUCUGCUGCAAACUUUGAGUGUCAGCAGAUCAGCAGUAAACACGAAACAUGCUUUGUUGGGAGAAAUACAAGGGUUCUAAUCAUGGAUUAUAGUGUGGUGAAAACAUUAAUAGUCUCAGAAAUCUGGCAGUAUUUGACCAUUCCACCCCGUGCUCACCAUACCAGAUGAAUGUUGUAUGCCUGUGUGAUGACUGUCUCUGAUCAAUAAAUAUAGGGAAUUUGAGAUUAUACACUUUUUGCUAACCAAGCUGUAUAGUAGUUGGCAGACAUCAGAAUUUACACGAAAAUUGCCAAUGUAGCUUUUACAUAGUAUUGCACUGGUUGCCUUUUAACAACCACCUGAAGGCCAUGUUGUAACUGCCAAAUCGAAGUCAGCCAGUACUCAAUGUAUAACAUUUUGCUAGAGACUUUGUACCUAGCUCCAGUUUAAAAGAAUACCUACUCAAAAUGUGCUGCAAAGUGCACUGCUUUCCCAAUCAGGUUUCUGUCUUGUAGGAGUGUCAUCAAAAAUUUUUUCAUAACAAGCACCACUGUAUAAUAGAAGAAUAGUAUCACGUCCUAAAACAUGAACAAAGUUAUCUUUUACUCAAAUAGCGACAACCUAACAGUGACCACAGUACCCUGUAUUUAAUACUGCAGCUAUCGCAAAACAGGCGAGUACCAGAAGCAACAGCAACAAAAAAUUUUGCCUAUAAGCAAGCAACCUACGAAAUGUUGAUUAACAGCAAUGCAUUUCACUGCAUAAUAUAAUUGGAUCAGUGAUUGUAGCACAAGUGCUAAGGAAGCUUGGUCUGUAAUAUCGUAUUGCCUUGGGUACCCUAUUUUUAAUAAUCCGAGACAGGCGUUGCAGGAACGCGCGGGUCUAUUCUCUUUCACUGGCCUACACCAGAUACACCUCCAAGGCUGUUUUCUCUUGUUUUCCUUUUCUUGACCUUGUUCUAACAUUUUUAUCCUAGACAGCGCAUGUCACUUUUGCAUGUGCGAUGUUUUCAAACCUUAUGUGUCACUUUUCAGCUCAUCAUUGCCUUCUACUGCCAUUUCUGUGCAUAAGUGAUGGUAAGCUUGCCUUUUGUAAGCUACCGUCACACAUUUUGACCUAGCGUGUCCUGGUGCAAAUAUUUUUGAGUGACGGGGUCUAUUGAUUGCUCCCUGUCGAUUGCAGACACGUUGUACUCCUUUCAUGGCAUGCUGAUUGUCGUUGAUCAAUUAUUUCUCAUUACUGUAGAACUUGAACAAAAGCCCUGGUUGUAUGCCUAAUGCCUAUUUCUGUGUACUAUUUGUCGCAAAGUUUCCUGGACUUAGUUGCUCACAGCCAAACUAAACAUGAACCAACAUACAGUGGCAAGGAUAUAGAACACAUUUCCGGCAUAUCUGCAGUGCGGCAUCGUCCAUUAGCUGCGUCUAUUUAUGCUGUUCAACAGCCACACUGCUAUGACAUCUGAAGUGUUUACCAUGAGGUGUGAAGUGUGUACCGUGCGUACCACUUUAAUCUCUAACUUACAUUGCACUGAUUCGGGUAAAUAUAACUGCGCAAUGAUCACGUAAUGUAAGAUAAGUGCACUGACACCUUGCUGAAGGUAUGUUCAACAUAGUUGCUGCUUUAUGCUUGCUCAUGAAGUAAUGUUGAGUGCAGUGGGCCAUAGAGUGGUAGGUAACAUCCAGCCAUGCCUGUCUUGGACUGGUGCAAUAACUCCCACAUGGACAUAGAACACUACAACACACAGCAAUGAACACCACCAACAAAAAAAAAAAAGUUCGAUUAUUGUUACUUGGUAUGGUGUGGUAUAGUAUGGUAUGGUAGCCUUGGGGUAUGCACUACCUUUCACCCACUGGUGCUGGUUGAUGUGAUGGAGAUAGGUGAUGAUGUCAACAGAUGAAGUGGGUAACCCACUUUAGUGCCUCAGUUCCUUUUGCAUGUUUUGCCACUGCAGGAAGAUCUUGAGAAUGUAGUGUCGGUGCCUAUGUUGGUGGCUCAGCCAACUACCAUAAUGCACCACAGUCACAUGACAUUCCCGACCGGACCCACAUGUAAGGCAGGCAGCUGCCAAAGUUGUAAGUGAUGAAGGCAUGGGAUGGGUUUAGCAGUUCUGAUGGAGGCAAUGAGUCUUGAGCCAUGGGUUUGCGGUUUUCCAAGAUUCUCACAAGAGACCUUGAAGUCUCGGUAACAUUGGAUCAGCCGCAUACCAGGAGUUGCACCACUGCCCCACGUCUUUACGACCAUUCUUGGCCAUAGGCAUUCUGGCCAGGAAGCUCUUGCGACAAAAAGUAUGUUUCAGUGCCGUUAUGAAGCGUUACCAUUUGUACGUCGAAUGUGUGGUGUGCUACUUUUAUCACCUGUUGUACUGAUGUUCCUUUUAAUGUGUUUUAUGUGUAGACCCAUUGGUGUUACGGAUGGAUUGUCAAUUUCACCUUCAUGCACGGAUUCUCGAGAUCCAUCUAGCGUUCUGUUUUCUGUUGAAUCUGGGAUAGCAUGGGUGAUGUGUCUUGUUGCACGUUUCUCAUCUUUUGUCAGGCUCAAGUUAAUGAGUUUCAAAGGGCAAAAAUCCUAUUUUUUGGCAUCCUGCUCUCAGUCACUGCCAAUAAGGCCUACAGGACAAAGUCAUGCUAAAGUAGGUAAUUAGAUUUUAUUGCUCAUGUUGUAUGUAUGCCGUUAGCACGGUAACAGUUUCCGAGUGCAAGAUGUUGCUACACUAAAGGAUGAUAGAAGAGAACACCUUACACAGCAAUGACUCGUACAUCAACAGCCACAUUUGACUUUAGCUAAUUAACAAUAUAUCUUCAUGGUUUGUUGUUUGUUCGUGGCAUACAAAUUUGUCAAUCAGUGUUACUGCUUGACUAGUUUAAGAAUGAUUGGGUACUGCAUAGCUGGCUCACACUUUGUAGACAAGAGUUAACAUGCUGAGUGAUCGUGUCUAAAGCGUUUGUUGUUAGGGUGUUUACCGCUUAGCUGUGAGGAGCCAUUACUGUUUAGAGUGUGCCAAACUUGGUUUGUCAUGACAGUGUCACAAAAAGUGCAUAAGUUGUUCUGGAGCCACCUGGCUUCCUUAUUCUCCUAGCUGUAAAAUGUGAUUGUACUGACAACUGUCAAAGGGACAGCUAUAGAGACUUAGCAACAGAGUUCAGUUGAAUUAGAUUCCUCCUUUUUUUAUAUAUAGCUGGGGUUGUAUCCCACUUGUCAUUCUGGCACAUGCAAAAGAAGUUUGUUCUUGCAUGCUUUUUUGCAUUGCAUUAAGAAAUAUGGCUGUAGUGCUCCGUCUUUGCUAAAAAUUUAUUUGCGAGAGUUUCGUUUUGCUAUGAUGUUACAUGAUGUGAAGCGAUAGCAGUGGUUGUAUAGUCAGCUUAAAGUGCAAGCAAGGUUGGAAAGAGGUUGGUGGUAUAGUGGGCAAUACCUAGGGAGUGUGCUAGUUGUAGGGUUCAAGCCAUCUCCGUGCAUUCAAACACAGAAUUAAACAUGUAUCUUUUAUGGUCCUGUGCGCCAUAUGUAGUUCUGAGGGGACAGGGUAUUUCAUUAUCUAUAAGCUCAGCACACAUAGGAUGAGGGCACAUGAAAACAACACACCAUAAGGUGCUGGUUACCACAUACAUACUGGUGUGUUAGUAGUUUGUUGCUCAUUAGGGUUAUGUGCAGGGUACUUACGAUGCGGAUGCCAGAUGAUGCUGCAUAACAUAUACUGUUAGCCUUAGUUACUUGCUGUUACGUGGAGGCACAGCACAUCUGGAAUGUGGACAAAUAAAGGAUGCACCAGAGGACUCUGGUUAACACUCACUAGUGAGCUUGUUGGUGCUUACCAUCUUGGACGUAGUUUCAUCAUGUUGCAGAAGCUCCAGGCAGUUUGUAACAUGGUGCGCCUUGGCACCCUAGGCUAAAUCUUCGCGUUUGCAUGGUUGCCAUGGCAAGUGAGCCCACCGCCGCAAACUUUCGUUCUGCUCCAGUGAAUAUCCCUUCGUCACUGUUUUCCCUCCAUGAUCACUUCCUAUUUCUCUUGUUCAUGUGAUGUUAUCUGGCUGCCUAUUUGUGUUGGUGCCACUUGCAGAAGUUUCUCCACCUGAAUAUUUAUUUCUCCAUGACAGUCUUCUGGCACUUGCUGUCAUAGCUUAUGCUUCAUGCGGAACCAAUUUGUAGGUUUUGACAAAGUUCUUGAAAAAUAGUUUCAAUUAAAUUUUUCGACCACUCGGAGAUUAGGGACAUAAAAUUUUUUGAAAAUGACAAUUUUCCUUAUUGCAAAUCUGAGUGUAAAAUUUGUUGUAGAUUAAAAAUGCGCACAUCAUGCCACUAUUUGUGAGCAACAUUUCCUGUGAAAAUCUGAAAAUACAAGACCUCUUUCUCAAAACCCUUGUUGGUACCCUGCUAUCAAAAGCCACUGGCUUCCUAUUAUCCAGCACUAAGCCGUCCAAAGGCUAGAUGAUUAUGUUAUCCAUUAACAAUGUUUUUAAUUAAGUGUGACAUAAUUGCCAUAAUGAUUCAUCUGUUUCCCUCUUAGGCAAAGGAGAGAGUUCUAAAAUGGUAUAAGAAUAGGAUGCAGGAACUUGCCUCAUUGCCUGCAUUAAAAAAUCUGUAAUGGAUUAUGAAACUGACUCAGACUAGUCCUGGCAGAUGCUGCAAAAAAUUAUUAGGAUGAGUAAGGCUCACUUUUGGUACUUGAGAGGUUAAGCGAUGUCCUGUGAAGGGUAUCUCACUGAACCUUUGUGUCUUGUUCUCUUUGUGAAAUAUUUAUUGGCUUGUAACCAUGCCAGUCAUUUAACACAGUAAGGUCUCUAACAAACUUUGUUCUUCUAGUCAUCUGUGAACAAUUGAUGCUUUCUUUUUCUUUUUUUUGCAAAUUGAAAGCAAAGAGGAGACGCAGAGUUUGCUUGCAACAAAUGCCCAUCUUUCCUUUUUUCUUUUUUUUCGUAAUAUUGUGUAGGCAUAAUACAUAUAUAUUGAUCAUGUUACUGAAGUAUGUGAUUUUCAUUGUGAGUUUGUGGUAGUUAUAUGUGGAGCAUAACAUUCUUUUAGUCAGCAAAUAGCUCUUCACUGGCUUACACAACAAUUCCUUCGCCUCUCUAUUAGUCCACCUUGUUGCAUGUUUCGUGUCAAAGCAACAAGCCUUUGCUCAUGUUUAGCUAUUUGCAUUUAAGCGUGCUGACAGUUUGUGGCUCAAUAUAGCUUGAUUGCAAAGCUCAUUAUUUACUCCAUAGACGCUGAGAGAUGCAUGUUCAAAGCAGUGCCGUGAGAGAGACCCAUAUGAGCUAAGAGACAUUCCUUUCAAUGCUUGCUUCUUUUAUUACAUCAUCUGUGAUUUCAUUACAUUCCAUUUGGUGAAGCAGAGUUGUUUUACAGACAGAUACAUUGGUCACUGUUUUGCUCAGGUAUAUCUCAGUUGUCUGCAUAGUCAUAUAUCGCCCACCUGCGAACUCCAUAAAAUGCGCCCUAAUUGACAAUUCACUACGUCUGUACAGCUGUUGAUUGCAAGUUUUGAAAGGUGCAUUUGGCUGCUGUGUUAGAGCAAGAAAGUUUGGUCUGAGCGGUGUAUGACGGAUCUCUGCAUUUCAGAGGCGGUUCAUGAAGCACUGGUAUACACUAGCACAUGCUUAUGUAGUCAUAAUGCACAACAUUCCAGUCAGGGUACUUGCGUUGGAGUGAAGUGGCAGUGUCCUUUUAUUAUUCGGAGGUAUGGUGCUUUGUUUACCUGCAUAGUUUUUAAGUGUGCCCGACCAGACACGCCAGUGGUUUCUUGCUGGAUUUAAUUAAAGAGAGAACACAAGACUGCAAAAAACAUGAAGUCGUUCCGUAAAAUUAACUCAGUGGGGGGAGUGGGGUGGCACGAACUAAGCUACCGAUCAGACCAAAAAGAGACUGAUCAUGUAUCCAUGCUCUUCUUUAAUUCUUAGUGUCGCACAAAAUUUAGGUUUCUACUCAGUUCUCUCCCCCACCCACUUUUUUUUAGACGCCUGUUGAUUGAGUAUUAUAUAGAAGGAUCAGCAUGUUGACACUGACUUUAGUCACUAAACCAUCAGGGUAUGCUUGGUAUUUGAGUUGAAUUCAAUAGCCACAUGCCAACUUUGACAUCUCUCACGAGCCGCGAGCAUUUGUGUGAGUGGAAUCCUGUGCUUCUUUAGCAUUUUGAUCGUACAUUUGCUACUGAACUGUACUUUGUUUCCUGUUUUCCUAUCAUCAUUAGUUCCUACUAUCUUUACACUUGCCGUGCUAAUAUUGUUGUGUAUCUUAUACUGUGUCGCGAUACUUUAUGUGUGUUGUUUUGAACGACGUGUAUUGUGUGCUGAGGAAUUAAUAAACCUGUUUAAUGAAUGA